Molecule: messenger RNA, 1549 nt
Organism: Otolemur garnettii (small-eared galago)
Lineage: Eukaryota; Metazoa; Chordata; Mammalia; Primates; Galagidae
Gene: LETM2
Product: leucine zipper and EF-hand containing transmembrane protein 2
Exons: 10
Coding region: 475-1341 (288 amino acids)
Biological process (GO): intracellular monoatomic cation homeostasis
Cellular component (GO): mitochondrial inner membrane
Molecular function (GO): ribosome binding
Source: RefSeq, a predicted model, not a curated record
CUAGUUGAGUCAACAAUAAAUAUGGCUUUCUACAGUUAUAAUUCAGUCUUAGUUAUCGCUCGAACAAGAUUCCCAUUUAAAUAAGACAUGUAUGAAGAGCUAUGGAAGCAGGAAGUACUCCUACCCUAGUCAGUCAGGCAAUAAAACACUUCACUUGCCAACUCGACUAAUACAAAAGCUACACACAUCAACUUGCUGGCUACGAGAGGUUCCUAGUAAACCUCAGCUGGAGCAAACCACAGAAAAGCUACAGGCGAAAAACUCUCAUCCCACAAAAGAAACUGGCACAAAGAUUAAAGAAGGAAAACGAUCUUAUACACAAAACAUUGUGGAUGAACUUAAAUAUUAUUACAAUGGAUUCAACUUACUUUGGAUUGACACCAAAGUUGCUGUCAGAAUGGUUUGGAGGCUGUUGCAUGGACAGGUGCUGACCAGACGAGAGAGACGAAGGUGUUUCUGAAACUCUUCCCCGAGAUGUUGCCAUCCACUUUUGAAACGGAAUCCAAAAAGGAAGAAAAACAGAAAAAGAAAAUGGCUGCAAAGUUGGAAAUAGCAAAAUUUCUUCAAGAAACAAUUACAGAAAUGGCAAGGAGGAACAGAGCCAAGUUGGGAGAUGUCUCUACACAACUGUCGUCCUACGUCAAGCAGGUCCAGACAGGGCACAAGCCUAGCACAAAAGAGAUAGUUCGGUUUUCCAAAGUAUUUGAGGACCAGCUAGCUCUGGAGCACUUAGAUCGACCUCAGCUGGUUGCCCUUUGCAAACUGCUAGAACUGCAGACUUUUGGAACCAACAAUUUGCUCCGCUUUCAGCUCCUAAUGAAACUGAAGUCCAUAAAAGCAGAUGAUCAAAUAAUUGCCAAAGAAGGGGUGAGGACUUUGAGCGUGUCAGAACUACAGGCUGCCUGUAGGGCCCGAGGGAUGAGAUCACUGGGUCUCACCGAGGAGCAAUUGCUACAACAGCUCACAGAGUGGCAAGACCUCCACCUGAAGGAGAAUGUCCCCCCUUCCCUUCUGCUCCUGUCACGCACCUUCUACCUGAUCGAUGUGAAGCCAAAGCCCAUUGAGAUCCCACUAAGUGGGGAGGCUGUAAAGACAGAUAUUCCUGUGGAAUCACCUGUUUCCCCCAAAUCUAAAGAAAACCUGGCGGAUUUUGCACUUCAGCUGAAGGGAACUAAGGAUGAAAACUUGAUACCAUCACAGCCAGUUAUACCAUCACCUAUAAAACCAUCAAAGCCUAUUUCAUUACCUAAAGGAUCCAUUGCUUCUUCUAAAGAAGCUACACUCCAGGUCAAAUCACAAGAGACAUCUCAGAACAGCAAGUCUAGUUCAAAAGGAGCAUGAGGACUACUUGAGGGCAGAGCUCUCUCUCUCCAGCUUCCGGCCCUCAGCAGUCCCACCUUCCAGCGAGGACUGUCUGUCUGGCUUGAGCUAGAGGAUCAGAUAUGUAGCCCUUGGGGCUAGUCCUUUGAAGCCUUGUACCAAGCCUUGUAUCCAAGUGAUUUCAGCAGUGAGGCCAAGUUCAGACCAUUUAGAGAACUAGAACUGCCAA